CUUAUGUGCAGAGUUAACUUUUAGCGUUCUCUUUCAUAUUCGUUUAUCAUGGCAAGUUAGCCCGGAUGUAUUUUUAAUGCAUUAUGCUAUAACCGAAACAAAGGCUAUGAAGGAAAAUAGUAGAUUGUGUAGCUGUACGAUGUGUGAGUUUCCUCAGUAACCCCUGGAAAGUUUUAGUUGUCCAGUAUUCCCCGCGUGGCUCUCCCAUGUUUACGGAGCUGUCGGAUGUCUCCAUCUGACCGGACUUGUAAACACUCCUAUUAGACCAUGCUGAAGUCCAAAACGUUCGUGAAGAAGACCCGCUCGGGCGGGAUAUUGAAGGUAGUUCGUGAGCAUUAUCUCCGAGAUGACAUUUGGUGCGGAAGUGAAGUCUGCGUGGAGUGCAAAGAUGAAUCUCCGGUUCUGGAAAAGGACCCAUGCAUGGAGAGCAGCAUGUGUACAUUUCCUCACUAUCUCAUUCCUGACACGAAUGUUGUUCUGCACCAGAUCGAUGUUUUGGAGGACCCGUUGAUCAGGAACGUCAUCAUCUUACAGACGGUUCUUCAAGAGGUUCGACACAGGAGCGCACCAGCCUACAAGAGAAUCAAAGACGCGAUCCACAACAAGGAGAAACAUUUCUACACAUUCACAAACGAACAUCAUCGGGAAACGUUCAUCGAGCGCGAGCCAGGAGAGAGUGCAAAUGACAGAAAUGACCGAGCCAUCCGCGCGGCUGCACAUUGGUACAGCAAGCACAUACCAGACAGUGCGGAGAUCAAAGUUGUCAUGCUGACAAAUGACCGGUUGAAUAAAGAGAAGGCAGAACAGACUGGCUUGCUUGUUUAUAGAUGUGAUGAGUACAUCAAGAGUUUAAUCGCCAAUCCUGAGCUUGUGGACCGGCUUGCCUUGACCUCAGAUGAGAAGAAUGAAAUUACCAGCUCUAAAAUCUUGUUCCCAGAGCAUCUUCCGCUGUCUCAAAUUCAGUCAGGUAUCAAGAGUGGCAAAUACAUUCAGGGAACCUUCCGGGCCAACAGGGAUAACUUCCUGGAAGGGACUGUCUUUGUGCAUGGGGAAGGAGAUGAAAGCACUGAGAUUCUGUUACAAGGUCUUCAGAAGCUGAAUCGGGCUGUGCACCAGGACGUGGUGGCGGUGGAGCUGUUGCCGCAGGAGGACUGGGUCGCACCAUCCGCUGUGGUCCUGCAAGACGACGGGUCUAAAGGCGAGGAUGAGGAGGAGGAAGAGGAGGAAGAGGAGAAAAAACUGCAAACCAAACAGGUGCACCGUGACUCUCUGAAGCCCACAGGCCGAGUGGUGGGCAUCAUCAAGAGAAACUGGAGGCCCUACUGUGGAAUGCUGACCUUGUCCCACAUCAAAGAGUCCACAAGGCACUUGUUCACGCCGGCAGACCGUCGCAUCCCCAGGAUCCGCAUCGAGACCCGGCAGGCAGCCACCCUGGAAGGCCAAAGGAUUAUGGUGGCCAUUGACGGCUGGCCCAAAAACUCCAGAUAUCCAAGGGGCCAUUUUAUGAAGAACCUGGGCAGUGCCGGAGACAAGGAGACCGAGACGGAGGUGCUGUUGCUGGAACACGAUGUCCCUCAUCUGCCCUUCUCCCAGAACGUGCUCAGCUUCCUACCCAGCAUGCCGUGGGCCAUCACUGAGGACGACAUGAACAGGAGGGAGGACCUUCGCCAUCUGUGUGUGUGCAGUGUGGAUCCCCCCGGGUGCACAGAUAUUGACGACGCUCUGCACUGUCGAGAACUUGAGAAUGGAAACCUAGAGGUUGGUGUUCACAUAGCAGACGUCAGCCAUUUCAUUCGCCCAGGGAAUGCUAUGGACCAAGAGGCUGCCAGCAGAGGGACCACCGUGUAUCUGUGUGGAAAGAGAAUCGACAUGGUUCCAGAGCUGCUGAGUUCCAACCUGUGUUCACUGCGCUCCAAUGUUGAACGACUGGCCUUCUCCUGCAUCUGGGAGAUGAAUGACAAUGCGGAAAUCCUCAACACCCGCUUCACCAAAAGCGUCAUCAACUCAAAGGCUUCUCUAACCUAUGCUGAGGCUCAGAUGAAAAUUGAUGAUAGGAACAUGAAUGAUGACAUCACCAAGAACUUACGAGGUCUGAACAAGCUAGCGAAGAUCUUGAAGGCGGGAAGAAUUGAGAAGGGAGCGCUGACGCUGUCCUCUCCUGAAGUUCGCUUCCACAUUGACAGUGAGACGCACGACCCCAUCGACCUUCAGACCAAGGAACUCCAAGAGACUAACUCUAUGGUGGAGGAGUUCAUGUUGCUGGCCAACAUCUCCGUCGCCCAGAAGAUCUACGACGAGUUCUCGGAGUGCGCACUACUCAGAAAACAUCCGUCUCCUCCUCCCUCCAACUAUGACAUCCUCCACAAAGCCAUCAAGACAAAGAACCUGGUGAUCCACACAGACUCCGCCAAAGAGCUGGCGGACUCUCUGAACCAGGCAGACAUCGAGGGCUUCCCUUACUUCAACACUCUGCUGCGUAUCCUAGCAACACGCUGCAUGAUGCAGGCCGUCUACUUCUGCUCGGGCCUGGACUCCGAUUUCAGACAUUAUGGCCUGGCCACGCCCAUCUACACACACUUCACCUCGCCCAUCAGGAGGUACUCUGACAUCAUCGUGCACAGACUGCUGGCCGUGGCCAUCGGAGCAGAUAGCACCUACCCGGCCCUGAUGGACAAGCACAAGCAGGCCGCCCUCUGCAACAACCUCAACUACAGACACAAGAUGGCGCAAUACGCCCAGAGAGCUUCAGUCGCCUUCCACACUCAGUUGUUUUUCAAAAGCAGAGGGAUUCUGAAUGAAGAAGGCUUCAUUCUAUUUGUGAGGAAGAAUGCCAUCAUUGUCCUCAUUCCCAAGUUUGGUUUGGAAGGAACGGUGUUCUUUGAGAACAAAGAUAAGCCCAGUCCUAAGAUGACUUUCAACGAAGAGGUUCCCACACUGACUGUGGAAGGUCACACAUUUAACCUGUUUGACCGUGUAAGGGUGACCAUCAGUCUGGAUGCGUCCAACAUUCAGCACCAGAAGAUCAGGAUGUCCCUCCUGGAGCCAGUGAUCCCUGGAGUGAGUGUACCCCUACCCGAGGCAGAGCCAGAGGCCAAGAAAGCUAAGCUGGAUCGCUGAAGAACUCGCCUUUCGAGUAGACCCUGUUGAAAGGCACAACCCCUUUCUUUUUUAACUCUCUCAUGCAAAAGUCUGUGGUCUUGAGGGACCCUUCUCUCUGAAAUGCCCAGCCAUGGACGUGUUGCUUUUUGUUUUUUUAAACCAUUGUCAAGAUAUUUACCAUGAUCUAAUCCAGUGUGUUGGAAGUGUAUUAAACAACACCUCUACAUCAAACAGUUGUAUUGCAUUCGCUUCAUUGCCCCAAAUGCUCCAAUUAAGGGGUUUUAUUUUAACAUAAAACGUCCCCAUUUUAAAUCAUUGUUUAUAGGCACUAAGCCACAGACCUUUGGAAUGGAGCAGAUGUUCCCUGUGGGGUUUAAUAUGAGAAGCACAGGUCUCAUUACUCUAGUUACUUUCUAGCCGGGCAUAAUUACACAUUUUAAUUUUCUGUUUUAUAAGAAAAUAUCAGUACUGAUGUAUUUAAAAUGUAGAACUUUUAAAUGAGUUAGCAAGUCAUGUCAGACAGCUUCCCAGCACUGCCAUUUUAAAGACACGCUAUGCAAUAAUUUGCCACUUUUUGAGGUAUGUUUUUAUAAGCAACUGCUUUUGGUAUCAUCUUUAAAUUCAUUUUGAUGGUAAAAGACCAUGUGAAGACAACAGGUGUUCCCAUCAAGGCUAUACGUGAAAGAAAUGAAAGAAGCUUUCACAGCAAGACACCACAAACAAUAUCACCAAAAGAAACCAGUUGGCAUGUAAGCUUUUAUCAAUGCCAACCAGGCUGUUGGUGAUAUUUGCUAUUGUUAUGUCUGCAUGCUUUUAAGGUAGUUAGCUUGCCACCAAUACCAAGACUUAACUGUUACAACUGAUAUCCUUAAGAUUGCUCUUAGAUUUAACCCAAGAUAGAUGGUGUAUUAAAAACAACACACACAAUUCAGAGAAAUUGAGAGAAAACCGAAAAAAAUAUUGUAUUUAUUUUUUUGUAACACAAAGUUCAUAACAAACCAUAUAAAAAUUGUGUACAGUUUGUAAUGUCAUGUAAAUCUAUUAAAGGGGAAUAAAACCAAGUUUUAAACUGAUUAUAUUUCCACAAACUAAAACAUGCUUUUUUAAUUUUAAGAAAACUUGUUAGGCUGACAUUGACUUAUGUUUGUGAGUUUGUUUGACAUUAAAUGACAAAGGCGAUACUAUCUUAGCUUGGAUAUUUGUGCAAUACCACACAAGUACCGCAUCUUAAAGUAAUUCUCACACGGUAAUUCUCAUAGUACGGCUCACAAAACUCCUUCCAGUAGACGUCUUCAAACUAUCACUUAAAAUUGCAUCAAAAUGUGCCUGUGCAAAUGGGAAUGUUUCUAAGUAAAGAAGAUACAAAUGACAGCUUGAAAUUACAUCAUGUGAACUGCUACAAACAGCAAGUACAGUCUUAAUGUGUUUCCCUAGCUUAGUGUGGUUGGCAAGUCAUACUCCUAAAAUAUUUAAAUCUAUUUUUCUUUUCUGCAACAAUGCAGUGUUUUUGCUAAUUAAUAUCACUUCAUGUUUAUUUGAUAUUCUGGUGAAUCUAAUUUCUUAAAUUUUAAUGAAAAUUAUUCCACCGUAAGAGAUUAAUGGAAAUUCUCAAUUUGGUUGCCAUUUGUCUGGAUUCGGUUUAAAAUAUGUAUGUCCAUGAAUGAUUCCGAGGAUGGAUUAAAUCAGAAGAAACUAAUGGUUUGCCUAUGCCUCCAUACAAGUAGCUCUACUCCCAUAGAAAAACAUGCUUACACAUCAAGAAGAAAAAGCUGUCAAUACGAAACCGGUACGCACAGUAAUUAAACAAUGGAUGUGAACAGCAGUCACCAUCUUCGGAGCAGUUGCCCACUGUUCGUGGUCCACAGACAGGUUGCCUCUCCAAGCCGCUUCUCUGGAUAGAAAGGUUAACAGCAGCUGUCGCAAUUAUUGUCCACAAAAAAAAAAUGCUAACAACUAAUGCGUUGGUUGUAAUCAGGAAAUGUUCAACCUGGCCUGACAUCUAAUCUGUUAGACAAGACCUACGUCUUCACCAUGGUAGAGGGCAUCUCUAACGCUGUCACACAACAUCUCAUAGAAGAGGACGAAUCUAAUCAUAGUACACAUACUAAUCUGUGAACAUACUAAACUGCCCCUGCCUUGAUAUAUAUUAUAUAUAUAUAUAUAUAUAUAUAUAUAUUAUAGGGCAUUUUUCUCUCUUUUAACUGUGCUUCAGUUAUCAUACCUUAGGUAUGUGAUUCAAAGACUGAAUGAUUAAAUCAUUGACACGAGAUUUCACUACUACACUUAUGAGAUGAUUCAGUGUUCUUUGGAACAUUUAGUGUACA
Clupea harengus (Atlantic herring) is the source of this 5423-nucleotide messenger RNA. RefSeq names its product DIS3 exosome endoribonuclease and 3'-5' exoribonuclease (gene dis3). Gene Ontology annotation, molecular function: 3'-5'-RNA exonuclease activity; endonuclease activity; RNA binding. The record is from RefSeq and is a predicted model, not a curated record. Gene Ontology annotation, biological process: rRNA catabolic process; nuclear mRNA surveillance of mRNA 3'-end processing. NCBI's taxonomy places the organism in Eukaryota, Metazoa, Chordata, Actinopteri, Clupeiformes, Clupeidae. Gene Ontology annotation, cellular component: nuclear exosome (RNase complex); cytoplasmic exosome (RNase complex).